ACCAGCACUGGCCAAAACUACAACACUUCAUCUCCUCUAUCCCUCCCAGCUUUGCUCCCACCAAGAGUAAGAACAAGCAGCAGCAGAAGAGCGGUAGAGGAAGGUGAUAAGAUGGCCCUCAAGCUGUGGGCUUCUUCAGCUGCCAAUGCCCUCAGGAUCUCCUGCAGUGGCGCCAGGACUCCUUUCCCUGCCUUCUCCAUCUCAAGAUGCUUCUCCUCUGUGAUAGAUGGCUUGAAGUACACCAGUUCUCAUGAGUGGGUGAAGCAUGAGGGUUCUGUGGCUACCAUUGGCAUCACUGAUCAUGCUCAGGGCCAUCUCGGGGAGGUGGUGUUUGUGGAGCUGCCAGAAUCUGGAGUAGCAGUUGCAAAAGGAGGCAGCUUUGGAGCAGUGGAGAGUGUCAAAGCAACAAGUGAUGUCAACUCCCCUGUUUCUGGUGAAGUCAUUGAAGUCAACGCCAAGCUAACUGAGACUCCUGGUCUGAUCAACACAAGCCCAUAUGAAGAUGGAUGGAUGAUCAAGGUCAAACCCAGUGAUCCAUCUGAACUCAACUCAUUAAUGGGCUCCAAGGAGUACACCAAGUGUUGUGAGGAAGAAGAUGCUCACUAGAGCAUGAAAAUUAACUGAUCCUGUGAAGGACCAUAAACCUUCAUGUUACUCUUUGGAGACUAGCUCUACUCUCUUCUAUCUUGUUCUUGUUUCUGUUGUUGUCAUUCCUGCUCUUCUUGCUGCUGUUUGGAAGAUUCUGAUGGGUGUCUGAUUUCUCAUGGCAAGACUAUCUUUUAAUGAUGGACAAAAAAAAAAAAA
Molecule: messenger RNA, 804 nt
Organism: Musa acuminata subsp. malaccensis (wild Malaysian banana)
Lineage: Eukaryota; Viridiplantae; Streptophyta; Magnoliopsida; Zingiberales; Musaceae
Product: glycine cleavage system H protein, mitochondrial-like
Biological process (GO): protein lipoylation; glycine decarboxylation via glycine cleavage system
Cellular component (GO): glycine cleavage complex; cytoplasm; mitochondrion
Source: RefSeq, a predicted model, not a curated record